Eutrema salsugineum is the source of this 623-nucleotide messenger RNA. RefSeq lists its product as uncharacterized. The transcript has a single exon. The record is from RefSeq and is a predicted model, not a curated record. Bases 81 to 428 code for a protein of 115 amino acids. NCBI's taxonomy places the organism in Eukaryota, Viridiplantae, Streptophyta, Magnoliopsida, Brassicales, Brassicaceae.
UCAUCGACCUUUAUUACAAAACCUCCUCAACACCAAUAAACCAUCACUUCUCCUUCUUGCUCUUCAUCUAAGUCCAAAAAAUGGAAGACUUCAGAUCCAGAUCGUACGGUGACGGAAGAACAGCAGACCAAAGAUCCGACGGUCCAGGUUCAUUCGGUGUUAACGGUGGUAAUGGUAUGCAAGAUCUCAGGUCUUACAGCACUUCCUACACCGAUUACCCGACCCGGAUACACGAAGAGAACCCGAAUUCAAAGAAAGGAAGAUCUUCGUCUUCUUCAUCGUCUUCUUGGGGCUUUGUGGAUCCAGAUUUACAGAGGAAGAAGAGAGUUGUGAGUUAUAGAGCUUAUACUGUUGAAGGUAAGCUUAAAGGCUCUUUGAGGAAAAGCUUCAAGUGGAUCAAAGAUAGAUGCAGCAAAUUACUCAAUUAAAAAUGUGCUUAAGAUAACUUAAACUUUGGUUGGGUUUACAAUUACAUGUUUUUCGAUUUAGUUUCUAUCUUGUUAUCAUUAUUUUUUUGCUGUGUGUGCGUGUGUUCAAAUUUCUUAAUUUGUCAUAGUGAUUAUGUAACAAUAAUAAUAAUAGAUAUGUACGAUGGUAACGAGAAUUUCUUAUAGAUUGAAAAA